Mercenaria mercenaria is the source of this 1018-nucleotide messenger RNA. Its product is annotated as exportin-6-like. Gene Ontology annotation, molecular function: nuclear export signal receptor activity. Gene Ontology annotation, biological process: protein export from nucleus. Lineage: Eukaryota; Metazoa; Mollusca; Bivalvia; Venerida; Veneridae. The transcript has 5 exons. Bases 240 to 935 code for a protein of 231 amino acids. The record is from RefSeq and is a predicted model, not a curated record.
CAGUAUUGUACUGCCCUUUCAUUAGUUUAACGUUUAACCUGCUGGCGGCCAGUGAUUCUGCCUUUGUGACCAGUACAGACCAAGAUGAGCCUGACUCAUCAUGGUCUGCACUGUUCGCUAUUCAGUUAGUAAAUUUUCAGUGAACACCCCUUCGAAUAAUAAGUGUUACUGCCAAGAUUGAAUGACAGACCAGUCCAUUUUAAAAAUUUAGCAGGUAAAGGAUUAAAGAUAAAUUGCAGAUGAAGAUGUGUGUGUUUAUGUUUGUAUAUUAUAGGCAUGCACAAGCAUUAGCAGCAAUCAAACCAUUUGCCCACUGGCUGUCACAGUUCUACGCUGAGUCGCAGAACUAUCCAGAUCAGAGACAGAAAUUUACCGACCUAAUUACAACAUUGCUGGAUGCUAUCACCUGUCUGUUUGAGGAACAGAUUCCAGAUAAGAUAGCACACUCUGCUGCACACUUGCUACUGUCGUUAGAGACCACUGUUGGACCUAAAUUCCUACUUCAGAUACGAUGUGCAAAAACUCUACAACUCCGGAAGCCAGGCCAGUUAUGUCAUUGCUUUCUGUAUCAGGUACAGGUAUUGUUGUACAGAUUUCUUAGUCUGCACUUGCUGUUACCAUGGAACAAUGUUCCUGAUUCAGAACAAGACUGGAGUAAUCUAGCAAGCACACACCAGAGUUUCUGCCACCAGAUGGCAGCACCAUAUUUCCAUUUGAAAGAUAUAUCUUCUUUGAUAAACAACAAGACUGCACAAGAUGCAGCCAAAUUGGUGAUCAGUAACAGUUUGAAGCUGAUGAUAGACUGGAUCGAGUGUGUGUCAGGAGAGGUGGUGAAAACAAAACAGAUCUGUUACCAGUCUAUGUCAGAGAUUGUCAGUAUCAGCCUGGCUGUUUUUCCUGUCUUUAUUCACCAACCAGGUAUAAGGAAGCACUGACGUCCCUGGUACGACAUAUCCUACAGAAACUCCAAUUUAAAUACAAUCAAACACAGCUGGAGGAACUUGAUGAUGAAACAUUG